This is a messenger RNA of Hibiscus syriacus, 5374 nucleotides long. RefSeq names its product ENHANCER OF AG-4 protein 2-like. Gene Ontology annotation, cellular component: nucleus. The coding region runs from base 373 to 4830 and encodes 1485 amino acids. Gene Ontology annotation, biological process: regulation of transcription by RNA polymerase II. Gene Ontology annotation, molecular function: double-stranded DNA binding; transcription coregulator activity. The transcript has 14 exons. The record is from RefSeq and is a predicted model, not a curated record. NCBI's taxonomy places the organism in Eukaryota, Viridiplantae, Streptophyta, Magnoliopsida, Malvales, Malvaceae.
CCCUUAUUUUCUCCUCCUCCAUGACUCAUCAUCAUCCCAAUCACUCACGCGCCCCAAAUUAAUCGGGGGGGGGGGGGAAUUCCCCAAUUUCAACUCAAUAAUCUCCUAUUCUUCCUCGUCUCUCACUUCCACCGUCUUCGUCUCUUGCCCCUCUCGAUGCCCUAAUCACUUGCCCUCGCCGUGGAACCGAACUUCUAUAUCUUAUUUUGUACUCUUUUCUCUUGCUAUCUCUAGGGUUUGCUGCUUGUUUUCCUUUUUGGGGUUUCGGAUUGGAAUCUGGGAUCGUGUUUGGGAUUUGAAUUGUGGAAGGAAGGAAUCAUAACGACGACGUAUCUACGACGGCUUUGAAGGGCCCGUUAGUGUUUUAAUCUUAUGGCUGGGAGUCGAAAAAAGGGAGGGAACAAAGCUAAAGUUAAGAAUUUUAGUUUAGGCGAUCUCGUUCUUGCCAAAGUCAAGGGUUUCCCUACCUGGCCUGCCAAGAUUAGCCGGCCUGAAGAUUGGGAGCGAGAACCUGACCCUAAGAAAUAUUUUGUUCAAUUCUUUGGAACAGAAGAAAUAGCUUUUGUUGCCCCUGCUGAUAUUCAAGUGUUUACAAGUGAGACAAAGAGUAAAUUGUCUGCCAAGUGUCAAGUUGUUAAAACCAGGUACUUUGUCCAAGCAGUUAAGGAAAUCUGCAAGGCAUUUGAUGAAUUGCAUAAAGAGAAGUCCAGUGAUUUGAGAGAUGAAUCUGAUAGACCAGCACCUGGCUGUGAGGCUUCAUCCGCUGAUGGGGUUGAGGAGGAUGCUGCAGAGGUCGACUUAAAGGAUGGAGCUGGUGCAUUAGCACAUGGUGAAGAAACCGCUGAUUUAGGAAAAGGUGAAAGUAAUAGUGAAUACAAAAAGCCUUUGAUUUCAAGUCAUUUAGAUGAUAGCUCAUCUCCACUUAUGUUUUCUGAGGGAAAAGAUAAACUUUCAAGUGGUGAACAAGCUAAAAAGGAGGUUUUAUCUCCAGCAUCUUUAGACGAGCCUGCUCGUAUGAAGGAGGAAUUCUCUGAUGAUAAAAUUGUUACAGUCAAUCGCACUAAGAAGACAUUGAGGAAUGAUCAUAUGUCAAAGAAGAUGGCUCCUGGAUUGAAGAAAAGAACCGAGCAAGGGCAUAAAGGCAGCAGUUCAGCCGCAACAUUAUUGAGAGAUGAUAAAUCUGGUUGUUGUCUUGAUCGGCCUGAUUCUGAGGAGAAAUUGAAGGAUAGAAUAAAAGGAAAAGUCUCGGAUGGUUCUGUACGGAAAUUCUCACCAGAUGCUUUCAAAUCAGAUUCUAAUCAAACUGGUGGUAAAAAGGCAAAGGAAUUGGUGAAAAGUAAAAGCAACUUGAAGGCUACUGAUGAUGUAAAGAAUCCUGUGAGCAAUCCAAAGGGUGAGACUACUGGCAAGAAAAAAAGGGGUGAAAGUGGGCUUGGAAAGCCAAAAUCAGGAGCAGGUGAAGUUUUACGUCCUGCCAAAAAGCCAAAGGUUUUAGAUAUGAAAAAUGAGGCUUCCAAGGGAUCUCUUGUCAAAGAAGUGAAAACUUCUCCCAGCUCUAACAAUGUCAAUGACAAAGCAGCUAUACAAUCAGAGUCAAAGAAAUGCACAUCACAUGUUUUAGCAUUGAGAGCUCCCACAUCCGUUAUUUCUGAUGUCUCUGGUGAUGAAGCUGUGCUGCCCUUAUUAAAGCGCCACCGGCGGUCUCUAGAGGCAAUGGAUGAUUCUAGUAACUCUGACAAUAAAAUUGGAAAAAAUCCUGCUGAAUUGAAGAAUAGCACUUCAAGUUCUGGUAAUCUGAAAAUUCCAGCUUCCCAACUGCCCAGAAGGAGUAGAGCUGUUUGUCUUUUCGACGACGACGAUGAAGAUCCCAAAACCCCACUUCAUGGAGGAUCUGUGCGGGAUGUUAAAGUAAAUUCUGUUGUUUCGGCUGCUUCAAAAAGCAUUGAUGUAAAUCACUCAAUUACUACUGACGCUCAAUUUAGUGUUGGAGAUUCCAACCAAGAUGAGGACAAUGGUCCCAAGGAGGCUUCUUCACAAUUGGUGAAUGAUUUUGUGUCACCUAUUCAACCACAAACUGUUGAAAGGAGGCCUUCUACUCAUGCCUCCGCCACUCCUGAAAAAUCAGAAUCUGAAGAGUUGUCUUCCAAGGGGGCUAGGUCAGUCCUGAUCUCCCCAAGGAAGUCUCCUCAUCUGGUUUCCGCCACAAAACAAGUUGAACAACACAAACCUACUAAAGCUGCUGUCAAGGUUUCUAGUAAUGGGACUCAGAAAAAGGCUCCACCUGCCUCUGUCAAGGGGUCGGGUGUGACUACUGAUGGUUCAAGGUCUUCUCAAAAUCAGGUUUUGAGUCAAAGAUAUAGACAAGCUUCUUCCGUAGAGAGACUGAAACCUACUCCAAAAGCUGUUUUACAUGUAAAUGGCACCACUUUUCUUACCGAAACUUCAGUGGAAUUUGACAUCUUCAAAGAAGAUAGAAACGAUUCAUUGAUUGAUGCCAAAAAUCCAGAUUCUGCUACGUCAAUGAAGCAUCUUAUUGCCGCUGCUCAGGCAAAAAGGAAACAAGCUCACUCUCAACAGUAUUCUCUAGGAAAUCCUAGUUCUGUGUUUCUGUCAAUGUCUGAGGUUCAUGGGGUGAGCUCCAGUCCUUCAUUCCAGCCUUUUCCCUCUGCAAUCAACAACGAAGUGCAGGCUGAUGUGCAAGAAUUUGUUCAUCGAACAAUUAUAGUUUCUCCACCAACUCUAGGUCGCCAGUCAGGAUCCCAAAAUCAACAGGAUACUGAGGAGGUUGAAGAGAGAAGAGCUAGUUCAGGACACAUUGCAGCUGGUGGCUCUCUCAGUGGUGGCACUGAGGCAUCUAUUGCUCGAGAUGCUUUUGAAGGAAUGAUUGAGACUUUAUCGAGGACUAAAGAAAGUAUUGGACGUGCAACUCGCCUUGCUAUUGAUUGUGCCAAGUAUGGCAUUGCAAAUGAAGUUGUUGAACUUCUCAUCCGAAAGCUGGAAAGCGAGCCCAGCUUUCAUCGUAAAGUUGACCUGUUCUUUCUUGUUGAUUCAAUCACCCAAUGUUCACAUAAUCAGAAAGGCAUUGCUGGUGCUUCAUAUAUCCCUACUGUUCAAACAGCUUUGCCCCGUCUUCUCGGUGCAGCAGCUCCACCUGGAGCAAGUGCUAGUGAAAAUCGCCGUCAAUGUCUCAAGGUUUUACGGUUAUGGCUUGAGAGGAAAAUUUUACCUGAAUCUAUUCUGCGGCGUUAUAUGGAUGACAUUGGAGCUUCAAAUGAUGAUACAAUCUCGGGGUUUUCCCUAAGGCGUCCUUCUCGAGCAGAACGUGCUAUAGAUGAUCCUAUAAGAGAAAUGGAAGGCAUGCUUGUGGAUGAGUAUGGCAGUAAUGCUACAUUUCAGCUGCCUGGCCUUUUGUCUUCAAAUGCAUUUGAAGACGACGAGGAAGAACUUUCAGACAGUCCUUGCGGAGAAGCUGUUGACGCAUCACCUCUUGAAAUGACUCAGACAUCAGCAGAGUUAGAAGCGUGUACAGUUACUCCAAGUGACAGGCGUCAUUGCAUCUUAGAAGAUGUGGAUGGUGAGCUUGAAAUGGAAGAUGUUUCUGCACACCAGAAGGAGGACAGACCAUCAUUCACUAAUGAUACUCUUGAAAGGACACGCAACAGCUGGAUACUGAUAAAAUUAUGGAAUCAGGUUCAAAUAGCUCCAAUGGAUGCCCCCUCUAAUAGAGGGUUCCCGCCUUUGCCCCCAGAUUCUCCUCUACCCCCACCACCUUUGCCACUUUCAUCACCUCCACCGCCACCUCCAUCAUCUCCAUCACCACCUCCACCUCCUCUACCCCUACCAACACAACCACCGCCACCUCUACCCCUACCAACACAACCACCUCCAUCAUCUCCUCCUCCUCCUCCACCACCACCACCACCACCCUUACCAACACAACAACCUCCUCCCCCUGCGCCACCUUCAUGCCCUCCUCCAGCUUUCAUACCCCAACUACCAUUGCCCACUCAACCUUCACUGCUAUCUCAACCCAUGGUACCACCCCAGUCUUCGAUGCAGUCUUCACCGCAGUUGGUAUAUCAACUGCCUGUAUAUCAUGAAUUUCGGGGCACAUCAAAUGGUAAUCAGAUUGUUCAAAUGGGCGGAACUGCUCAUGGGGGUCAUAUAGAUGUUGCUGUGAAAAGUGAAUUGUUUAUGCAGCAAUCACCUUCCUUUCAGUCAGGAGUCAGAAAUUCUCUAGAGUCUUCUGGAUAUAAUUUUUCAAGGCAAUUGGAAUAUGGACAUAAUGAAAUGUACUUAAAUGCCCAAUCCUCUCAACCAAGUCAACAAUUUCCACCUGGUAAUACAGCCUUUGUGCAAAGACCUUUACCCCCGAGUCUGCCACAGGCUUCAUCUAGCCAUUUCUCAUUCACAAAGCCUUCCAUGCAACCACAUCCUCAGCAUUCGUGUCCUCAAUAUUCACUGCCAUCACAACAUGAUGGUCGCAGGCCAUUUGUUGCUGAUGAACAGUGGAGAAUGCCUGCCAGCGAUUAUAAUACUGAUAAUCAGUGUGGGUGGAUAGGAGGAAGAAAUCCGCCAUCUUCUGGUCCAAUAUUUGUCCAGGAAGACAUGAAUUACCUUGUCCCUAAUCCCCAUGAAGCUUUGAUGGUUAAAAGAUGUUACUUUAGACCACCUGUUGAAAGGCCAUCCUCAAGUAAUAUGGGUUAUCCUAAUGCUUCCACCAAUAAUCUACCAGCUGGACCUCCAAAUUCUGGUCAUGGUGUUUCACCGAUAUUGCCAUGUCGACCAGACAUGUCUGCUAUUAAUAGUUGGAGGCCAGCUCGAGAAUAAGGAAAUAGUCUUAUUAGUUGGGUACGAGACAAGUUUCAUUUAAGUGUGGCUCAAUUUGUGGAAAAAAUUCAAAUAUCACAUGAAGGCUGCGUUGAUAACUUGCGGUCGUAUAAUCUGAAAUAUCUCUACUUAUGGUGUUGCAACUUGAUAUCCACCAAUGUUGACUGGUCCUAAGCACAGAGCAGACUACCACAAAUUUCGAGAAGUUUGCUGGAGCUAAUGAUCCAAGGAACUCAUUUUCAUUAAAUGUUUCCAACGACCUUACCCUCGCCCCUUACACAAAAUUCUUCACCCGAAGUUGCUCCAUAAAUUGGAUACUCGGACAAUAAGGAUGCAUCAUGUUGCAUGAACUAAAGCGUGGGUGCAGAUAUGGGUAUGUGUUUUACACAGCUAUGUUUUUUUCUAAAAAAAAUCAUGUAUUUAGAUCCUAGUAAGGUCGCAUCGUCAUAAACGUGUCCUAUACCGGUAUAUAUGCACAAAUAUUAAUUUACAUUUGAUGUUGGCGUUGGAUAUUGGCAUUUAAAGAAAAACGAUGAGUCAGCAA